AUGAAGAACGUUGAUCUAAAGCGGGUGCGUACCAGUGUAUUACUGGCUGAAAAAGUUCAGAAAGGAAAACAACAUGGGGAAAGUGCGCAUAUCAAUACCGAGAUUUCCAAUAUCGAAAAUACUCAAUUUGCUACGAACAUCAGGCUUCAUACCCUGAAGAACCGCCCAUGCCUCUCGACCGAAAAGACUGAUAUCUGGGGCAUCGGCAAUGUCACGGCAAACCUGGUUUGCAAUACAAUUUUCGAACGAGAACCUCUGAGGGAGGACAAAUUCUUACUCUGGGACCGCAGAACCCAGCCGAAUUCGAUCAAGUAUUUACGAGAGCUGUUGGAGAUGGCGAGAUCGUCUGUCUUACCGGAAAGAGCACUGGUACACUAUGAGAUAAUUACUACAGGUUGUGGGACGGAGAUUUGA
This is a messenger RNA of Plenodomus lingam JN3, 414 nucleotides long. Lineage: Eukaryota; Fungi; Ascomycota; Dothideomycetes; Pleosporales; Leptosphaeriaceae. The record is from RefSeq and is a predicted model, not a curated record.